AUGACUGAUUGGCGACCAUUUUUAUUUGGUGGUCUCGCCUCGAGUGUUGCUGAAUUGGCAACAUAUCCAAUAGAUCUAACAAAAACUCGUUUACAAAUUCAGGGACAAAUAUUUGAUAACCCUAGUCAAAAAUUACAAUAUGCUCAAAAGAAAUAUACAAAUAUGUUUCAGGCAGCUUAUCGAAUUGGUCAAGAAGAAGGUGUAAGAAUGUUAUAUUGUGGCAUUUCAGCAGCGAUAUUGCGUCAAGCAACUUAUGGAACAAUCAAAAUUGGCAUAUAUCAAAAAAUUAAACGUUUUUUCGCAGAAGAUAUUUCACAAGAAAAACUUUAUAUUAAUGUUUUAAAUGGUAUGUUUUCUGGUUCGUUAGCUAAUGCUAUAGCAAAUCCGACUGAUUUAUUAAAAAUUCGUAUGCAAGCGAAUCAUCCAAGUGUUCAAGGUAAACGGCUUUUUCCAGCAAUGGCUGCUAUAGCAAAAAAAGAAGGUAUUAGAGGUCUUUGGAGUAGUGUAAUACCUACAGCUCAACGAGCAGCUAUUGUUAGUGGUGUUGAAUUGGCUGCGUAUGAUUGGGUGAAAAAAAACUUAAUAUAUCGUUUUAAUCAUACAGAUACAAUUGGUACUCAUUUUUUAGCAUCAUUUACUGCUGGUUUUGCUGGUGCAUUAGCUAGUACACCGAUUGAUGUUGUACGAACUCGUUUAAUGAAUCAAGAAAAGUUAAUUCAUAACCUAAAUUCAACCUCUACUCCGGCAUCUUAUAAAGGAGUAAUAGACUGUUUCGCGAAAACUAUUAAAAAUGAAGGUUUCUUUGCAUUAUAUAAAGGCUUCUUUCCUGCUUGGCUUCGAUUAGGUCCCUGGAAUAUUGUUUUUUUUAUUGUUUUCGAACAAUUAAAAAAACUAGACAAAAAAUUGGAAAAUUAA
Messenger RNA from Adineta steineri, 915 nucleotides. Lineage: Eukaryota; Metazoa; Rotifera; Eurotatoria; Adinetida; Adinetidae. The record is from the annotation of a GenBank genome assembly.